AUGCAGGAAAGAGACGUCAUAACAUUCGAGCAAGCAUUUCCUUUAGCUCUGGAGCACAUGGUUUCAGAUCCUGUAACAGUUGAGUUUGGGUUCUACCUCCAAGAACAUUAUGCUAAAAGCACCAGGUGCUGGGCAUAUUUUUGCAGAGCCAACAGUGGUAUAAAUACAAACACGCAUAUUGAAAGGAUGCAUCGAACAAUAAAAUACAUAUAUUUGCUUGGUAAACGUGUAAAACGACUUUUUGACAGAUCCAUUCAUGCAUUAAUGAGCUUCGUCAGGGACAAAUUACAUGACAGGCUCAUAAUUCUGACCAAGGGAAAACUGAUAAACGAACUCCAGGGUAUUCGCUCAAAGCAUGACUUAAGUUCUAAGGUGGUUCAGGAACGCAUAGUUGAAGAAAGAAAAGGCAGGCUUGUACCAUCUACUUCUGAAGUGGACAUCACUUAUUUUGUACAGCAAAAUGUGCAAGACUGCGGCUGUAAAUUGAUUUGUAUUGACUGUCAGGCUUGCAUACAUCAGUAUAUAUUCUCAUGUGUAGAUUCGAGUAUAAGAUGGAACAUGUGUAAACAUAUUCAGUCUGUCUGCCUAUAUAAAACAAGACAGUCAUCCAGCUCAGUGAAUGUCAGUAAUUUUCGUGAUGUUAAAGAUGACGAAGAUAUAUUACAUAUUUAUGAAGAAGGGGAAUCAGCAGUAAGUGAAAAAGAAAGUAUAUUGGUCGAACUCAACAUUGGAAAUAUUGAAUCUUCAGAUUUAACUCAGGAGAAGGAGAAAAUGAAGAGAAAAUUUGCUGAAGUAAUUGACGCAAUAUCUUCUAAAGGGCAACUGGAAGUUUUAAAACGCCAGCUGUCAAGCUUGAAAGCUACAUUAGCUGCUGUUGACUCCAGUAAUGAUCAUAAAGGAAUUGGUCCCUGCACUGCUUCAUCAAGAAGGGAACAAAAUAUACAGCCUCAGAGAUGGUUGUUCUCUACAAAGAAGAGGAGGAAAAUAGUGCACCAUUUCUAG
This is a messenger RNA of Schistocerca piceifrons (Central American locust), 1002 nucleotides long. RefSeq lists its product as uncharacterized. Lineage: Eukaryota; Metazoa; Arthropoda; Insecta; Orthoptera; Acrididae. The record is from RefSeq and is a predicted model, not a curated record. Bases 1 to 1002 code for a protein of 333 amino acids. The transcript has a single exon.